AUGCCUGCUCCUCACGGUGGUGUCUUACAAGACCUUAUUGCUAGAGAUUUACCAAUCAAAGAUGACUUAUUAAAAGAAUCUGAAACUUUACAAUCAAUCAUUUUGAAUCCUCGUCAAUUAUGUGAUUUGGAAUUGAUCUUGAACGGUGGGUUUUCUCCUUUGACUGGGUUCUUAACUGAAAAAGAUUACAAUGGUGUUGUUGAGAAAUUACACCUAGCCAACGGUUUAGUGUGGACUAUUCCAAUUGUUUUGGAUCUAUUCAAAAAAGAUGCAGAUUUGUACAAAGUUGGUGAAAGAGUCACUUUAAGAGACGAAGAUGGUUAUGCCUUGUCCAUUUUGACCAUUGCUGAUAAAUACCAACCAGAUAAACAAAACGAAGCUAAAAAAGUGUUUGGUGGUGAUCCUGAACAUCCAGCUAUCAAAUAUUUAUUCGAUGUUUCUGGUGAUGUUUACAUUGGUGGUGACUUGCAAGCUAUUAGAUUACCAAUCCAUUACGAUUACACAGCUUUAAGAAAGACUCCAAACCAAUUGAGAGAUGAAUUCGCUUUGAAAGGCUGGGAUAGAGUUGUUGCCUUCCAAACAAGAAAUCCAAUGCACAGAGCUCAUAGAGAAUUAACCGUUAGAGCUGCAAGAGAACAUACUGCUAAUGUCUUGAUUCACCCAGUUGUUGGUUUAACAAAACCUGGUGAUAUUGAUCAUCACACAAGAGUUAGAGUUUAUCAAGAAAUUAUUAAAAGGUACCCAAGUGGUUUGGCUCAAUUAUCUUUAUUACCAAUUGCCAUGAGAAUGGGUGGUCCAAGAGAAGCUGUUUGGCAUGCAAUUAUUAGAAAAAAUUAUGGUGCAACCCAUUUCAUUGUUGGUAGAGAUCAUGCUGGUCCUGGUUCAAACUCAAAAGGUGUUGAUUUCUAUGGUCCAUAUGAUGCUCAAGAAUUGGUUGAAGAAUAUAAACAUGAAUUAGGUAUUGAUGUUGUUCCUUUCAGAAUGGUUACUUAUCUACCAGAUGAAGACCGUUAUGCUCCAAUUGAUACCAUUAAAGAUGGCGUAAGAACUUUGAACAUUUCAGGUACUGAAUUAAGAAAAAGAUUAAGAGAUGGUUCAGAAAUCCCAAGUUGGUUCUCAUACCCUGAAGUUGUUAAGAUUUUGAGAGAAUCUCAUCCACCAAGACCAAAACAAGGUUUCACACUAUAUUUAAACUCUUCAAUUCUAGCUCAUGCUUUAUUAGCUACUUUCAAUCAAUUUGGUGGUAGACAUUACACCAUUUUGAAUAAACAAUAUGCUUCACCUUUUAUUGCUCAUGAAUUAACAAGAUCAGGUGCUGGUGUGAUCAUCUUGAAUGAAAGUGAUGAUUCAAAAGCUAUUGCGGAAUUCAAAAAAGAAGUUUCAAAAGCUGGUACUUUUAUUACUGUUAAUGAUGAAGCUGAUAAAGUGCAAUAUAAUGAACCUGAAGUCACUGUUGAUCUAAGUGGUAAUCCAUUAACUGCUGUUCAAAAAAUCGUCUUGUAUCUUGAAGAACAAGGAUUUUUCCGUUUCUAA
Messenger RNA from Hansenula anomala, 1533 nucleotides. It is a transcript of the gene MET3, whose product is annotated as sulfate adenylyltransferase. Lineage: Eukaryota; Fungi; Ascomycota; Saccharomycetes; Phaffomycetales; Wickerhamomycetaceae. Gene Ontology annotation, cellular component: cytoplasm. The record is from RefSeq and is a predicted model, not a curated record. Gene Ontology annotation, biological process: sulfur amino acid metabolic process. The transcript has a single exon. Bases 1 to 1533 code for a protein of 510 amino acids. Gene Ontology annotation, molecular function: sulfate adenylyltransferase (ATP) activity.